AUGGUGGUCAGGGUAUCGAUCACACCGUGGGAAUUGUUUUCCGCCCUCAGAUCGUUUCUGUUGCAUACAGGAUGGCAUAAGUUUUACGUGUUGCACUCGAUCACGAUUGACGAGAGCGUCAAGACGAUGCUGAGCAUAGCUCCGUUAAGCUACACGUCGGUGCCCAUAUCUUCCGACUCGUCAGACCUUAUGCUGUUCAGAUCUAUGGUGGAACUGUCGACUUCCGAGGCUUCUGUGGUGGUAGUGGUCGGCGACCGGGACUCGGCGCAAACGGUCUGGCGCCAAGCGGCCGCCCUCGGGCUGUUGCCCACUGGCAACGUGGCGUGGCUGUGGCUGGACAUCGGCAACACCGGCGGCGGCGGCGUCAACGAUACCGGAAAGAGGAAGGGCAACGUGCCGGUGGGAAUGCUGUCACUGCGUCCCGUCGCACCACCGCAGGCUGAUAAGCACACCGUCCGGGCGGCAGUGCGGGUGUUCGCCGAGUGCGUCAAGGACGUGAUGGCGGCCAGGUGCGAGGGCUGGACGCCCAAGGUGGCCAGGGUCGGGGACCCGUGCGUGGACGUUUUGCGGGGCCCCGAAUUCCCGGGCGAUCUGUACAGGUAA
This is a messenger RNA of Macrosiphum euphorbiae (potato aphid), 603 nucleotides long. The record is from the annotation of a GenBank genome assembly. NCBI's taxonomy places the organism in Eukaryota, Metazoa, Arthropoda, Insecta, Hemiptera, Aphididae.